UGAAGCAACAAAAGCCGAAGAAAGUCACUUAUACUUGUAUACUAAAAUUGUGACUCCAGCUACCUUUGAACGCCAUCAAGGGUUUGAUCUCGCAAAUUUGAAAUAUCCGCUAUCAGAAGUUCUGCGGUUUAAGGCUUCAAAAACUGAGACAUAUAGGACUUUCAAGGCUAAGAUUGCUAGCAAAUUUGAAGUUUCAGUUGAACAAAUAAGAUUCAGGGUUUUUAGUAAACGACUUAAUAAGACUGUUAGGCCAGAUGUUCCAAUAAAAGAUGAUUGUCUUGGCAUGA
This is a messenger RNA of Dentiscutata erythropus, 287 nucleotides long. Lineage: Eukaryota; Fungi; Glomeromycota; Glomeromycetes; Diversisporales; Gigasporaceae. The record is from the annotation of a GenBank genome assembly.